This is a messenger RNA of Mugil cephalus (flathead mullet), 2097 nucleotides long. Its product is annotated as retinal Mueller cells isomerohydrolase-like. The transcript is spliced from 14 exons. The coding region runs from base 134 to 1732 and encodes 532 amino acids. The record is from RefSeq and is a predicted model, not a curated record. Gene Ontology annotation, biological process: zeaxanthin biosynthetic process; retinal metabolic process. Gene Ontology annotation, molecular function: retinol isomerase activity; all-trans-retinyl-ester hydrolase, 11-cis retinol forming activity; beta-carotene 15,15'-dioxygenase activity. Lineage: Eukaryota; Metazoa; Chordata; Actinopteri; Mugiliformes; Mugilidae.
AGGGAGAAGAGGAGGAGGAGGCCCAGUUUCCACGCUCGCCACAGGAAACUUGCGUUAAAUGCAAGCAGAGUCCCUCGAAAACAACUUGCGUGCAUGUGUGAGUAUAGAAAGUGUGUGAAGAGCAUUCAGCAGCAUGGUCAGCCGUGUGGAGCAUCCUGCUGGGGGCUACAAGAAGGUCUUUGAGACAGUGGAGGAGCUGAAUGAGCCGAUACCUGCAGAGGUCAAAGGCGUUAUCCCGUCAUGGCUCGGGGGCAGUCUUCUCAGGAUGGGUCCGGGUCUCUUCGAGGUGGGAGAUGAACCUUUCCACCACCUGUUUGACGGACAGGCUCUCAUCCACAAGUUUGACCUGAAGAACGGCCAGGUGACCUACUACAGGAAGUUUAUCAGGACGGAUGCCUACGUUCGUGCCAUGACGGAGAACAGGGUGGUCAUCACGGAGUUCGGCACAGCGGCCUAUCCAGACCCCUGCAAAAACAUCUUCUCCAGGUUCUUUACUUACUUCCGAGGCAUCGAGGUGACUGAUAACUGCUUAGUGAACCUCUACCCCAUUGGUGAGGACUUCUACGCUGUCACCGAAACCAAUUACAUCACCAAAGUUGACCCCGAUUCGCUGGAGACACUAAAGAAGGUGGACCUGUGUAAGUACCUCUCGGUGAAUGGGGUGACUGCCCACCCCCACAUUGAUGCAGACGGUACAGUCUAUAACAUCGGUAACUGCUUUGGGAAGAACUUCAGUCUGGCCUAUAACAUCGUCAAGAUCCCACCUGCUCAGAAAGAUGGAUCUGAUCCUUUAGAGAAAUCUGAAGUGAUGGUGCAGCUGCCCAGCAGUGAGAGGUUAAAGCCGUCCUAUGUACACAGCUUCGGUAUGACGGACAACUAUUUUGUCUUUGUGGAGCAGCCGGUGAAGAUCAACCUGCUCAAGUUCCUGUCGGCUUGGAGCGUCAGAGGAGCCACUUACAUGGACUGCUUCGAGUCCAACAGCAGCUUGGGGACAUGGUUCCACCUGGCAACUAAGGACCCGGCUGGUUACAUGAGCAGCCACAAGUUCAGGACGUCAGCCUUCAACGUCUUCCACCACAUCAACACAUAUGAAGACGAGGGGUUCAUCGUGGUCGACCUGUGCACCUGGAAAGGUUACGACUUUGUGUAUAACUACCUGUACCUGGCCAACCUGAGGCAGGACUGGGAGGAAGUGAAGAAAGCAGCGGCAAGAGCUCCUCAGCCUGAGGUCAGACGAUACGUGCUGCCGCUGGAUAUUCACAAGGUGGAACAGGGGAAGAAUCUGUUAUCUCUGUCCUACACGACAGCUACUGCCGUUCUUCAGAGCGAUGGCACCAUCUGGCUCGAGCCAGAAGUCCUGUUUUCUUUACCAAAACAGGCUUUUGAGUUUCCUCAGAUCAACUACCCUGUGUGUUGUGGGAAGAAGUACUCCUUCACCUACGGCCUGGGACUCAACCACUUCAUCCCUGACAGGAUAGUGAAGUUGAACGUGCAGACCAAAGAGACCUGGGUGUGGCAGGAGGACGAGUGCUACCCAUCCGAGCCGCUGUUUGUGCCAACUCCUGGAGCUACGGAGGAGGACGACGGUGUGUUGCUGAGCAUCGUGGUGAAGCCCGGUGCAGAGAGACCCGGCUUCCUGCUGGUGCUGGACGCCGUGAAGCUGACGGAGCUCGCCAGGGCCGAGGUCAACGCCAUCAUCCCGGUCACCUUGCACGGCAUGUACAAACCGUGAUUUCCAUGUAACGCGACCAGGAUGCUUCCUGAAACACAUUCAGCCUCCACACUUGAUGCUGUAUUUAGAGAUGAACUCCAUAUAUUUGUCCACACCGCUGCUCAUUAACCUAUUUUAUGCCUGAUUUUCUUCAUGUGACACGUGGAACAUAUCAUGAAGCGUUUAUUAUAUCAUAUCCAUUAUUUCUGAGUUGAUUGUGAUGAACAAAUGACGGUGGUGAACAGCAGCAAACACUCACCUUUACUGCAUGGACAGAAAGUCUUGUAAUUCAUAAUCAAAAUGACUUCUGUAAACUUCUGAAAUCGUUGUCAUAUUUUGCUGUAGAGAUUUUAAACAACUUUAUACAAAUAAAAGUUAAACUUCAA